Messenger RNA from Gigantopelta aegis, 9217 nucleotides. Its product is annotated as protein RCC2-like. NCBI's taxonomy places the organism in Eukaryota, Metazoa, Mollusca, Gastropoda, Neomphalida, Peltospiridae. The record is from RefSeq and is a predicted model, not a curated record. The transcript has 11 exons. The coding region runs from base 68 to 1495 and encodes 475 amino acids.
UUGACAAACGAGAGACUUUGGCGGUUUUGUUGUGAAUCUUCAAUAAGAAUAAGUAAAACAAUAAAACAUGCCUCCAAAACGAAAAAACGGAGCUGGCGACUCGAAAUCACAAUCCAAGAAAAGGAAGAAGGCAGCUGAGGCGGAUUCUGAUGACUCUGAUAUCGAAACUGAGGGAAAUGGAGGGACGUUUGAUUACGAGAACAAUGAAACGUCUGAUGUUGACAUUCUACUUGAAGGUUCUAUGCUGGGAGGGGAACUGCUCAUUUGUGGUGGUACCAACUGGGAUCUUAUUGGACGCAAAUCAAUUCCAAAAGGAAUGAAAAAUCGUGGUGGACCGAAUCUGUGGGCACCACAUCGUAUUGGCCCCACCAAGGACAUCAAGAUGCGAACAGUUGUGUCAAACUGUGUGUCCUGUCACAGUGUCGCAAUAUCAUCGGAAGGAAAAGUCUACACGUGGGGGCGAAAUGACAAGGGCCAGCUUGGUCUGGAAAAUACUGAUAGAAUGGACGUCCCAAGCCUGGUGGAAGGUCUUAGUGGGAUGAACGUUGUCGACGCAGCCUGUGGACGAAAUCACACCUUGUUCUUAACAGACCGAGGAAAAGUGUUUGCCUGUGGUGAUAACAAAAUGGGUCAGCUAGGCUUAGGUCAUCAGAGUCCAUUUGUGGCAACCCCAACCAGAGUACACUACAAAGGUCCUCCAAUCCGGAAAGUGCGAUGUGGUGGUGAGUUUAGCACAAUGUCUGAUAUCCGUGGCAACAUGUACACAUUUGGAUGUCCAGAAUACGGACAACUAGGUCACAAUACUGAUGGUAAAUUCUUUGUGACGAGUAACAAGCUAUCCUUCAAGUGUGAACUGGUUCCCCGGAAGGUGAAUGUGUGGAUUGAGAAGACUCGAGACAAUCAUGUGGUUCCGGUAACCGACGUUGAAGUGCGCGACAUUGCGUGUGGAAACAACCAUGUGUUGGUGUUAGACUCAAGGAAGCGGGUUUUCAGCUGGGGAUUCGGUGGAUAUGGACGUCUGGGCCAUGCUGCACCUAAAGAUGAAUUGGUUCCUCGCCUACUGAAGAACUUCGAAGGACCGAACAGAGGAGCCAUUCAAAUACACGCUGGGUCUGCAUUCAGCCUGGCCGUCUCCGAAAUGGGUGCCCUGUUUUUGUGGGGUCAGACCAAGUCAACUGGGGAGGCGGCCAUGUAUCCCAAGUUGGUGCAUGAUCUGCAAGGCUGGAAAGUGCGCAGUGUAGGAUGUUGCAAUAGAAGCAUUGUGGUGGCUGCAGACGAGAGCACUGUUAGCUGGGGUCCCAGUCCAACGUACGGUGAACUAGGCUAUGGUGAGAAUAAGCCUCAUUCGUCAACUGUUCCGCAGGAGGUGAAGCCUCUCAGUGGCAUUUACAUUCAGAGCAUAUCAUGCGGCUUUGCACACACAUUACUGAUCGCGCGGAACGACACAGAGGCCGAGCAGGAGAAGAUCAACGAGUUACCCGUCUUUAAUCCAUGAUCUCAUUCCUGUGGUGUCAGUAGAUAGUUUUCAUGUACGUCUUUACUCGACAAAACCAUCGUGCAUUGUAUUACCUCAUAAACGCCAAAUUUCAUCGUCAUCAAAUUUAAGGUUGGGUGGUCCGUGUUCAGUUUUUCAUAUUUCUUUUCAACAUCACCUGUCCUCAUAACUAGUGUAUAUUCCCUACAGUUAGUAGACUGGUCCGAACAUCCCAACAGCCAAUGGGAUGGCUUAACUUCUUCUACUGUGUACCCCUUCCUGUUCCAGUUACGUGACUGUAACUUCCUUGUUUUUCCUUCACGUCUUACGGUUCGUACGUUCUUAUUUUCGCUUCAUCGUAAUCUGAGCCAUUUGGUUAUUUUACUAUGGUUAUUGUGACAAUUAUGUCUGUAACACAUUCUACAAUGUUGUUACUUUAUUACUGUACAAUUAUUUUGGUUGUAAUCACUUUCUUUAAAGUGUUGUGUGAAAAUUUUCAUUUUCCUGUGUGCCGGUCAAGAUCUAUGGUCGCCAUUUUUAAAAUGGUCGCUUCUUGUUUACCGGAAUUGUACAAACUUAUGUAUUUGAUUUUUCAUUACAGUUCUUCUCGUGUGGUGCGUUCUUGUAACAAAUGCAGGAAAUUCAUGGCACGAUAUCUGUCCUGGCUGCAAAUCACCAUAUGACUUAAGAGUCUCACUGUCUCUUGUGUUACCUUGGGGCCAACAGACUUGAGGCAUAACUCACGGUCCUUGCCCAGCGGGCCAAGAAAGUUGAGAUGGUUUCUGCUUCAUCUCCUCCUCAACCGUCUAUCAUCUAGUCAGUUGGUGCAGUUUUGAAGACUUGCUGCCUAGUAUGAUAGACCAUUGCAGUCACUACUGAGUCCGGUCCAGUGGUUACGGUUUCUGCUGAUGUGACGAUUCCUGUCUCGGCUCCAGCUACGGCUACAGCUCAAGCUACGGUAUUCACGGCCUCCGUACCUACAGGUGACACGGGUUCCAGGCCAGUCCAUGGGGACUUGCCAGCCUUGACUUGGAAGUCAACGUUUUCCAGAUUCAUAGCAGAACCUCUACGGAUCACCGGAGUCGGGAACAGAGUUGAUCCUCACAGAUAAUGGCUAGUUCCAACCGAUGUCACCGUUCCAGAAGUUUGGAGAAUCAAAUGUCACAGACUUCUACCGGUCCCAUUGCAACCGUUCACGGUCUCCUUGGCCUUCCAGUAUCGGCGAUCGACAUGCCUGUGCGAAAUUGUUACGUGAUAUCCUGAUGAUACAGUGGACCGGAUGACAAUGAAAGAUUGUCUUGCUAUCUGUUUUCUGCAGAUCAGCAACCACUUACAGCUUCCGUCACGGCACUUGCUGCAACCGUGUCUACAGGCGAUACGGUACCCGUGAAUCACGGGUCUCGUGUGACUGGACUGAGACGAUCAUCUCACAGGCGGCUGACGGUCCUGUCAGGACUGCGUUCCGGAUCAUCACGACUAUUCAGCGCAAUUGUUCAGCAUGUCUGUGCACUGUUUCCAUGUGCCGCUUCCAUGGAGCUGACGGGACCAUCCAUGAUUCAAUUCGCCUCGGCCCUGCAGCAUUGACUCACUUGUUCCUGGCUUCUAAGGAUUUUUGUUUUGGUUUCCUUUAUGACAUUCUUAACCAACGGUCAUCAAGACAACUUAUGACAGCAUACCUUUUCAGCUAUAAUGCUGUCACGAUUCCGGGACUUCAGGCCACUGUUAUUUCGUGUGACCCUACUCUGUAGCUUACAGGGGAUCCGAUGAACGGCACUGAUGGUAGACUCUGGUAAUUGGUCUACGGCGACUUCCACUCAGCAAUCAGUUCAAGAUAGAAGUCGACAGUUCUCAACCUAUCAUAGCGAGAAUGCAGCUGUCACUGGUAACCCUCUCCACGUUCAUCUGCGGGUCAGUCGUCCAUGAUGUUACUCAUCAACUGUUGAUCGUCAGUUCAUCACUGUCGCUGUUAAGGUGGAAGGAAGUUAUCUUUACUUCCCACCUUCGGAUCGGUUUGCAACUCCAGCUACAGUUCAGUUACAGCUUUCGGUUACCAUAUCAACUCAGCAAGUUGCGGUAAACCUAGCUACACGGUCUUCGACAUGCCGGCGUUUGCGGGAAUGAAAAUUACAGGUGUUACGGUUUGGGACUGACGACAGUACACUGGGCCAGUCAACUUUUGAUGCUGAUUUGGAACCCCAUGCAGAAUACUUUGGACUGUUCCACUAUUCAUCUGUUGAUCAGUGACGUUGAAGAUAUUUGGUGAAUCGAUCACUGCAUCCAUUGGUGCCCAGAAGUUUGCAACUUGAUUGUCACUUUUGUUGUCUCCAGAAGUUGUCAGCGCUAGAUCCGUUGAGUUUCCACUUGGACAGCUGCCUCCUGGAAUUUCAACGGAUCGGUACAUUGGCGGCCGGCAACAAUCACUAGUUGACGUCAUGCGGCUUCGGGGUUUUACCGCAUCCAUUUUUUUACGGUCUAUUGCAGAUUAUCAAACCAUUGUCAGCGUUCAUGUACGAUACAGAGAAGAUCGUCUUUUUGCUGCUUGCCUAGUAUCAGUCAUUGGGACUGUCCUGGAUACCAACCAUCCUGGAUACCAACCGUACGAUAUUUGCUUCCACUGUCAGAUUCCUACCGGUCCUUGGGGAGAUGACUUGUGCAUCUUCGGAGUACGGAACCCUCCACCAUCUGUCAAAUGCUGCACUAAUUAUGAGGACAGGUGAUGUGAAAAGAAAUGGAGAAAACUUGGAGUGUUUUCUCUUUUAUAGAUACAUCACCUGUCCUCAUGGGAUGAUUCCCACCCGACCUCCCCGCUUCCAGUUCACCGUGCAAUCUGCUCAGGGAAAAGAAGGAAAUUACAAUCACGUGACUGGGACAGGAAUGGGUGUGCAGUAGAAGAAUUUAGGCCAUCCCAGUCUACUAACCGUAGGGAAUAUGCACUAGUUAUGAGGACAGGUGAUGUAUCUAUAAAAGAGAAAACACUUUUCUCCAAUUUUGUUGGUGGCCGACUGUUUCAGUAGCAGACUAAUGUUUUUACUGGGGUGCGACCUGCAUCCCUCGUUGGAAUAAAUAGCACUUCAUCUCCGACACUGGUUCGUUUCGGUGUGAUUUUGACUCAAGGGUUUUUCAAAAACGAAAGUCAGAAAUAGGGAACUAUUGCCUGAUGGGCUAAUUAUAGCACCCCCAGUUUUGUUAGGACACAAUAAUUUAAAGAAAUAAACGAAACCUGGUGCCAUACAGCAAGGCAUUGUUCUUAUUCACUUUCCCAUACAGGAUUAUUAGUAGUAUAUUAGUUUUAUGACCACAGUAUAAAACUCUUAAAAAUCCUUUACAAAACCAAAACAGUCGCAAAAAGUAAUCUUUUAACAAGUCAUGGAGUUUAGUUGACAACAAAUUGUGUGAACCUUGCUUACUGAAAGCCCUCUUUCAUAAUACUCAUAACCAUUAAUAAAAACAGUUACUGUUGUGGGACAUUCAAGCUUACUAAACUGUGCAUUAUAUCUGGAAAUGAUUUGUAACAUGAUCUUGUGUUUCAGGAGUUGUGUACAUUAUGAUGGAUAAUUUUAAUAUAGCAAGUACAAAAAGAAAUUUUGAAAAGCAGUGUUGUUGCUCCAUAAAAAAGCAUUAUUGAAUAAAUUUGAUUGUGUUGUUUAAUUGUGGGACCAAACAAGACCAAUGUGAAAUGUGCUAGCUGAAUUAUUAUGAAGCAGAUUCACCGACCGACAGUGAGAACUGGGUGAUUGUGCUGUAAACUGUAAUGCUAGUAAAAUGCUCUUUUAGCUUUUAAUUGGCAUCUGUGUAAACUGGCACAAUUUGAAAGUCAUGUCCAAUGACAGUAUUUUGGGUGAAAUGGCUCGAAUCCAACACCCUGUGUAUUUCCGCACCCUUCGUAGGUUCCUCUUUCCAUUCAGACAAGAGUCCACUGUAUAUUUGGAAUUAUGAAAUAAUGCGGAUUCAGUGAAAAAAGCUAAUAGAAUGUUCCAGUCUGAAGUUAUUUGCAUGAUAAUCACUGUUCUGUUUGUAUAUAUGUCAUCCUUUUAACUAUCAAAUACUUUCUUAUUGUUUUUCCAAGUGAAUAUUAAAUAUUAACUGUUGUAUUAGGUGCCUUUUUUAGUGGAAAAGUGAAUGUCAUUUUAUUAAGACGUAUUUCUAAUAUCAUUUUGCAUUGUGUAUUUUUGAGGGUUUACCAUCCAUACUGGUUUUGAAUACAUCACUGUGACCGCUUACUAAACCUGAAACUGUCUGUAACAGCAGCUGAAUGAAAUCAAAACCAAUAGUGUUACGGUUUGUCAUCUUUCACAAACAUAUUUACUGUAGCAGUAAAUUCUAGCAGUAGCAACAUUACUUUUGAUAUAGGUGUUGAUUUGUUCAGCAUAUCAGUGUUGGGAACGACUAGCUGAAAGUGUUUUACAGAUGGCAGUGAUGUGAUCUUAUUUCAUGUCUUGUUACGCGGGACAUUUUGCUUUGUAAACAAAAAGUUUAUUUUGUUUAACAACGCUACUAGAGCACAUCAGCUAUUGGAUGUCGGACAUUUGGUAAUCCUGACAGUCUCAGAGGAAACCUGCUAUAUUUUCCCGUUAAAAGCAAGGGGUCUCUUGUAUGCACUUUCCUACAGACAGGACAGUACAUACCAUGAUCAGUUGUAGGGCACUGGUUGAAAUGAGGAAAACCCAGUCAGGGAGGUGAGCAGGUCAUCCUAGGACCCCAGCACCUCACAAGCUGUACUGACAGCUAGAUCCUCCUUGUCUCUCGUAUUGUAACAUUUAACGACAUCACUAGAGUGCAUUGAUUUAUCCGACUGACAGGAUAGCAAAUACUACAGCCUUUGAUAUACCAGUUGUGGUGCACUGGCUGGAACGAGAAAUAGCCCAAUUUCACCAAUUGAUCCCAAGUUGACCGCAUAUCAAGCAAGCACUUGACCACUGGGUUACAUCCCGCCCUUGCAUUGUAACAAAUGCUGUUGUAUAAAUGUAAAAGUUUGCUGGUUUUGACUUUUAUUCACAACUUAAUUUUCUUUCUUUUUAUUUUAUUAAGUUAAUGAUAUUAUUCCUCCCCAAUGCAGAUUUUGAUAAAAAAGUUACAUUGACAGAGUUAACCAAUCCUAAUAUGUGUACCUGUAUCCCAACGUGUGGGACCUCAAGAACUGGGAGGUUUUGCAAGAUCGAAUAUUUAAAAAAUAGUUAUUAAAAUGGUGUUCAGAUUAUUUUUAAACUGUACAGUUUUCCCACAUUUUCCUUAAAUACAGAAGCAAAGAUUUAAAAUAGUACAUGUAUCUUGAUGAGGAUAAUGUAUUUUACUUUGUGUUACAAAUUAUUUUAUAGAAAUAGACUUGGGUAUAAUGCAGCAUAAUACAUGCUUUGUUCUAACAUACCAUUGCAUCAUCAACUGGGUUCAUAUAUUCGAAACUCUCAGCACUACGAUAUCAUAAAACCGUCAUAAGUUAUGGCUAGUAUAGUAAUGAAGACGUAUCUUAUAACGGUUUUACAAUAUUGUAGUGGAAAGAUAGCUUUAAAAAAAAAUGUAUCCAGGCUGGUAGCUAGUUGAUUUGCAUCCCAGUACUAGCUAAAACCCUGAGUGAGUUUUCACAGCUCAGUGGGGAGGUGUACGGCCAUGACGACCAUUUCUCCACCAGUAACUAACCAAUGACCCCUGGACAGAUAGCCAUUAUAAGCCCACCAAUAACUAACCAAUGAUCCCCGGACAGAUAGCACAGUUAUAAGCCUACCAAUAACUAACCAAUGAUCCCCGGACGGAUAGCCCAGUUGUAAGCUCACCAAUAAUCAACCAAUGAUCAACCAAUGAUCCCCGGACAGAUAGCCGUUAUAAGCCUACCAAUAAUUAACUAAUGAUUCCCAGACAGAUAGCACAUUUGUACGCCCACCAAUAACCAACCAAUGAUCCCGGACAGAUAGCACAGUUGUAAGCCCACCAAUAACCAACCAAUAACCAACCAAUGAUCCCGGACAGAUAGCAGUUGUAAGCCCACUAAUAACUAACCAAUGAUCCCCGGACAGAUAGCACAUUUGUACGCCCACCAAUAACCAACCAAUGAUCCCGGACAGAUAGCAGUUGUAAGCCCACUAAUAACUAACCAAUGAUCCCCGGACAGAUAGCACAGUUGUAAGCCCACCAUUAACCAACCAAUGAUCCCAGGACGAAUAGCCCAGUUGUAAGCCCACUAAUAAUCAACCAAUGAUCCCCGGACAGAUAGCACAGUUGUAAGCCCAGCAAUAACCAACCAAUGAUCCCCGGACGGAUAGCCCAGUUGUAAGCCCACUAAUAAUCGACCAAUGAUCCCCGGACAGAUAGCCGUUAUAAGCCCACCAAUAACUAAUGAUCCCCAGACAGAUAGCACAUUUGUAAGCCCACCAAUAACCAACCAAUGAUCCCCGGACAGACAGAUAGCAGUUGUAAGCCCACUAAUAACUAACCAAUGAUCCGCAGACAGAUAGCACAGUUGUAAGCCCACCAAUAAUUAACUAAUGAUCCCCAGACAGAUAGCACAUUUGUAAGCCCACCAAUAACUAACUAAUGAUCCCCGGACAGAUAGCAGCCCACUAAUAACUAACCAAUGAUCCCCGGACAGAUAGCACAGUUAUAAGCCCACCAAUAAAUAACCAAUGAUCCCCGGACGGAUAGCCCAGUUGUAAACCCACCAAUAAUCAACCAAUGAUCCCCGGACAGAUAGCCGUUAUAAGCACAUCAAUAACUAACUAAUGAUCCCCGGACAGAUAGCACUGUUGUAAGCCCACUAAUAACUAACCAAUGAUCCCCGGACAGAUAGCACAUUUGUAAGCCCAGCACAGCUUUACUGUAAGCAAGCAAGCAUGCAUUGAAUUGUUGAGCACUACGGUGAGGAAGACCAACAGGUAUAUAUUUUUAUGUUUAGCCAUCAGAAUGUUUGAAUAUCGUACACACGCAGUCGCUAAUCUAGGUCACAAAACUGUAUAAAUAUGCUACUAACACCGGAAUCCGGCUCCUCUGUUUAGUGUAACAGUAUGUUUGUGUUUUCUACAGCUGAGACUCGUUUUAUCAAGACUGUUAUCUAUGCAUGUUAGUAACGGUAGUAAAACAGUAGUAAAAACAAUCUAGUGAGGCAGUUGUUUUUACUCUGCUUUAGGAAACGAUGUGCAAUGGGCAGGAAAGAGCAGAUGUAAGUAACAUCCUGUAGUGAAAUAAUUAAGAAUAUUUCAAUAUGGACAAUUCAGAUAUUAUAUAAGGCUAUUUUAGUCAAAAUUAGAGAUGUCUCCCUCCUUUAUGGGUUGGAACAUGCACCCUCCACAAGAAAUAUGUAACACUCAUUACAGCAUUUCAUCUUGAUUUAUAAUUGUUUUGUGUGUAUACAUUAAGCUAUAACAAGCUAUUUCGGUGUCCCUCAACUCCUGAGCAUUACUUAACUCUUGAAUGGUCUCUAUACUGUUUGUAUUCAAUUUAGAUUCAAGAAAGACGAUGCAGUAGUUUGCAUAUCAAAAUAAACCAGUCUACAGAGUCUAGUCCCAAUGAAAUCGGACCUCACACAAGAAAGAUAAACUUUACUACGUGUAUAUGGAUGUAAAAUAAUCAAUUAGUGUUUUUGUUCAUUUUAGUAUUAUUCUGUUCAUGUUAGACUAUAAUUCAUUAGUGCACAUAAUUUCUCUUUGGUGUUUUAACAUGACUUAUAUACUACAUGUAAGUACUGUUUGUAUUCGAUGUUCGAAUAUACCAAAUGUACUAGAUGCAAUUGUUUGCAAUAAAGUUUGGUGCAUUGUA